Macadamia integrifolia is the source of this 1344-nucleotide messenger RNA. Its product is annotated as putative transferase At1g60990, chloroplastic. Gene Ontology annotation, biological process: glycine decarboxylation via glycine cleavage system. The transcript has 9 exons. Gene Ontology annotation, cellular component: mitochondrion. Gene Ontology annotation, molecular function: protein binding; aminomethyltransferase activity. The coding region runs from base 1 to 1026 and encodes 341 amino acids. The record is from RefSeq and is a predicted model, not a curated record. NCBI's taxonomy places the organism in Eukaryota, Viridiplantae, Streptophyta, Magnoliopsida, Proteales, Proteaceae.
AUGGAAGGAACUGCACUUCCUCUACCCCUUCCUUCUGAUGUUGAUCUAGAAAUCCAAGCAACACCACCCAUUGUUGGUUUUUCUUCCUCUUCUGAAGCCGAUCAUAUCAAGUUAGCAAGGAUGGAUAUUGGUAUCUGGUUUGCAGCUACAACACCUCUUGUGGUGUUUUACUAUCAAGAACGUCCACAUGUUCCGUCGCUGCUCCGAUUCAGUCUUUUUGCCUUCAUGCUAGCCUCCUUGGUCUACUUGUUAGGUAUCUUUAUACACUACAAGCUUCCAUCCGUGGCUAUAGUGAUGAUUCGAUUGGGAGUUGCUAUUGCUGCAGAAAUGAUGGCAGAUUUGGGGGCAAAUAUUUCAGAAGAUGGAACUGUCGAAACAUUUGGCAAUGAUGAUAUUGCUCUCAAGGCGGUUGAUGAUGAAGUCGUGGUUGUGGACCUUACACAUUUUGGUCGUAUAAGAGUCACAGGAGAAGACCGGAUUCAGUUUCUUCAAAACCAAAGCACAGCAAAUUUUGAAAGCCUCCGUGAAGGACAGGGAUGUGACACCGUUUUUGUUACGCCAACCGCUCGUACAAUAGACAUUGCUCACGCAUGGGUUAUGAAAAAUGCGAUUACAUUGGUGGUUUCGCCUCUUACAGGAAAAAGUAUAACUGAAAUGCUUACAAAGUACAUAUUUUUUGCUGAUAAGGUAGAAGUUCAGGACAUCACAAAGCAAACAUGCUUUUUCGUACUCAUUGGACCUAAGAGUAACAAAGUAAUGGAGGAGUUAGGCCUUGGUGAUCUUGUUGGGAAACCAUAUGGCACACAUCUACAUUAUAGUGUGCAUGGAAUGCCAAUAACUGUGGGUGUUGGCGGUGUGAUUUUUGAAGAAGGGUUUUCUUUGUUGUUGUCGCCUGCUGCUGCUGGAUCUGUCUGGAAAGCUCUUGUAAAUCUUGGUGUCAUCCCAAUGGGUGCUAAUGCAUUUGAAAGAUUGAGAAUUCUACAAGGUACGAAGCUCUUGAUGACAGUUCUCAAAUGGGAUGCUUAAUUACUUUGACUUGUAUAUUUCUUGGAUUGUCCAAUAAUUUGCUGUACCAAUUCGAAAACAUUUACAAUGAAAUAGCUUGCCAUUAAAUUUGCAACUUCUUUGAAUUUGAAUAAUUUUUCUUGGCUUAUUAUAAGCCUUGUAAAAUAUUGCUCAUGUAGGACUUUAGUAAUUACUUGAAUUCAUCAAUCUCAAUUGAAUUCUGACUGUGUAUAAUUAAUGUAGGAAUGGAUUUGACAACCAAACCAGCCCCAAACUGCAGGAACUUUUAAACUAAGAACAACCAAAACCAAUAGCAAACUUAUAGCACAAAAUCAGACU